AACAGAGGACAUGAAGUUACAUGAAUGCGUUCUGUCUGUCAAACGUUAGCCAGAGGAGGAGGAGAAGGAGUAAAACAAAAGAGCAACAGCGGAAACGGGACUUGUCUGACAGGACAAGGGACAAGUGGGGGGAGAUAAUGCCGGUGGAUUUUGCAAAAAGAUAUCGCCAAGGAAAUAGGAUCUUUCUGAGAAUCUCGCCUUUAUCUGCCUCCUUCCAUUCAAUUUGAAAAGGCAAAAUCGCCAAGAUCUUCUCCUUUUCUCUUUUCUUUUUUUUUUCCUCUGGUUUUUCUCUCUCCCUGUUGCCCACCACUUCCCGGGGCUAUAAAGACCCGUCAUUGCAACGUUCCACUUUCUUCCUCAUUCAUUCAUCGAGACCCUGCAUCAGAAACAGGGCACUUGGUACAGUUUUCAUCAACAUCAACAAAAGGGAAAGAGAGCAGGUUCUUUGCUCCAUCUUUUCUUGCGAGUUAUUAUGACGAUGGCCGGCGAGAUUCUCCGGCGGCAGUCGCCGGCGGAGGUCGAUGUGUGUGGUGGGUCGGCUCAGGAGCUGCAUGUUCUUGCGGUGGAUGAUAGCCUUGUGGAUAGGAAGGUCAUCGAGAAGCUGCUCAAGAGAUUGUCUUGUAAAGUUACGGCUGUAGACAGUGGAUUAAGAGCUUUGCAGUAUCUGGGAUUGGAUGGAGAGAAGAGCUCUGUUGGAUUUGAUGAUCUGAAGGUUAAUCUGAUAAUGACUGAUUACUCUAUGCCCGGGAUGACUGGAUAUGAGCUUCUCAAGAAGAUCAAGGAAUCAUCAGCUUUCAGAGAAACACCGGUGGUUAUCAUGUCCUCCGAAAGAAUCCUUGCCCGUAUCAACCGAUGUCUAGAGGAAGGAGCAGAGGAAUUUCUUGCGAAGCCGGUGAAACUGUCCGACGUUGAGCGCCUGAAAAAUUUCGUGAUGGGAGGGGGAGAAGUUUGCUCGGACAGAAGAAUCAACAAGAGAAGACUCGAAGAAAACAACGAUCGCGACGACGGCCAUGCCCCAUCGCCAGUGUCACCACCGUGCAGUUGUGAUCGCGCAGCGUGCACAUCUUCAUCAUCCGAUUCCUCGUCACCAUCUAUAGCUCCCUCUUCAUCAAAGAGGCUUAAGAUACAUCAUCAAGGUUGAACAGAUUCAUUCGUAUAUAACAAAAUUUGAUUUAUUGAUGUUUUUUGACCCAUGAUCAUUCACGGUUAGGAAUGACACUUUUUGGUCAGCAAAUAUAAUAUGUUCUCUUUCCCCUUCA
Messenger RNA from Syzygium oleosum, 1259 nucleotides. Its product is annotated as two-component response regulator ARR5. Gene Ontology annotation, biological process: phosphorelay signal transduction system; cytokinin-activated signaling pathway. Lineage: Eukaryota; Viridiplantae; Streptophyta; Magnoliopsida; Myrtales; Myrtaceae. The transcript is spliced from 5 exons. The record is from RefSeq and is a predicted model, not a curated record. The coding region runs from base 473 to 1141 and encodes 222 amino acids.